Messenger RNA from Lynx canadensis (Canada lynx), 4612 nucleotides. It is a transcript of the gene TNN, whose product is annotated as tenascin N. Gene Ontology annotation, molecular function: protein binding. Bases 1 to 3888 code for a protein of 1295 amino acids. The record is from RefSeq and is a predicted model, not a curated record. NCBI's taxonomy places the organism in Eukaryota, Metazoa, Chordata, Mammalia, Carnivora, Felidae. The transcript has 18 exons.
AUGGGUCUCCGGGGGAUGUUCUGCUUCCCCCUGGGGCUCCUCUUUGGCUCUGUGCUGUUGGUGGCCUCAGCCCCGGCCACCCUCGAGCCUCAGGGCUGCAGCGACAAGGAGCCACAGGUUACUGUCAGCCACACCUACAAGAUUGAUGUGCCCAAGUCCGCUCUGGUCCAGGUCGAGACUGACCCCCAGCCCCUUAGUGACGAUGGAGCCUUGCUCCUGGCCUCAGGGGAGGCCGAGGAACAGAACAUCAUCUUCAGGCACAACAUCCGCCUGCAGACGCCACAGAAGGACUGUGAGCUGGCAGGCAGCGUCCAAGCCCUCCAGGCCCGAGUCAAGAAGCUGGAGGAAGAGAUGGCGGAGGUGAAGGAGCGGUGUGAUGUUCAGCGCUGCUGCCAAGUUGCCGGUGCCAACGGCCACUGCAGCGGCCACGGGACCUUCUCCCCCGAGACCUGCGGCUGCCGCUGCGAGCAGGGCUGGGAGGGCGCCGCAUGCGAGCGGCCCGCCUGCCCCGGGGCGUGCAGCGGCCACGGGCGCUGCGUGGACGGCCGCUGCGAGUGCGACGCGCCCUACGUGGGCGCCGACUGCGCCUACCCCGCCUGCCCCGAGAACUGCAGCGGCCACGGUGUGUGCGUGCGCGGCGCGUGCCGGUGCCACGAGGACUUCACGUCCGAGGACUGCAGCGAGCGCCGCUGCCCCGGCGACUGCAGCGGCCACGGCUUCUGCGACACGGGCGAGUGUUACUGCGAGGAGGGCUUCAGCGGCCCGGACUGCGCCCAGGUGGUGGCCCCUCAGGGCCUGCAGCUGCUCAAGAGCACAGAGGAUUCCCUGCUGGUGAGCUGGGAGCCGGCCAGCGAGGUGGACCACUACCUCCUCAGCUACUACCCCCUGGGAGAGGAGCUCUCUGGGAAGCAGAUCCAAGUGCCGAAGGAGCAGCACAGCUAUGAGAUCCUCGGUUUGCUGCCUGGCACCAAGUACAUGGUUACCCUGCGCAACGUGAAGAAGGAGGUUUCCAGCCGCCCACAGCAUCUGCUUGCCACCACGGAUCCGGCUGUGCUUGGCACCGCGUGGGUGACAGAGGAGACCGAGAGCUCCCUGGAUGUGGAGUGGGAGAAUCCCCCGACCGAGGUGGACUACUACAAGCUUCAGUAUGGCCCUCUGACAGGGCAGGAGGUGGCUGAGGUCACCGUGCCCAGGAGCAGUGACCCCAAGAGCCGAUAUGACAUCACUGGUCUACAGCCCGGAACAGAGUAUAGGAUCACUGUCAUCCCCAUGAAAGGAGAACUGGAGGGCAAGCCGAUUCUCCUGAAUGGCCGCACAGAAAUCGAUAGCCCAACCAACGUGGUCACCGACCGAGUGACAGAAGACACAGCGGUAGUCUCCUGGACCCCAGUCCAGGCUGUCGUAGACAAGUACGUGGUGCGCUACACCUCUGCUGAUGGGGACACCAGGGACAUGGCGGUGCCCAGGGAGGAGAGCAGCACCGUCCUGACGGGCCUGAAGCCGGGAGAGGCGUACAGAGUCUACGUGUGGGCCGAGAGGGGCAGCCAGGAGAGCAAGAAGGCCGACACCAAGGCCCUCACAGACAUUGACAGCCCAACAAACCUGGUGACCGACCGGGUGACAGAGAACACGGCCACCGUCUCCUGGGACCCGGUGCAGGCCGUCAUCGACAGGUACAUGGUGCGCUACACGUCCGCCGAUGGAGACACCGGGGAGGUGCCGGUGGGGAAGGAGCAGAGCAGCACCGUGCUGACGGGCCUGAGGCCGGGCGUGGAGUACACGGUCCAGGUGUGGGCCCAGAAGGGGGCCCGGGAGAGCAAGAAAGCCGACACCACGGCCCCAACAGACAUUGACAGCCCCCAAAACCUGGUGACCGACCGGGUGACAGAGAACACGGCCACCGUCUCCUGGGACCCGGUGCAGGCCGUCAUCGACAGGUACAUGGUGCGCUACACGUCCGCCGAUGGAGACACCGGGGAGGUGCCGGUGGGGAAGGAGCAGAGCAGCACCGUGCUGACGGGCCUGAGGCCGGGCGUGGAGUACACGGUCCAGGUGUGGGCCCAGAAGGGGGCCCGGGAGAGCAAGAAGGCGGACACCAUGGCCCCGACAGACAUUGACAGCCCCCAAAACCUGGUGACCGACCGGGUGACAGAGAACACGGCCACCGUCUCCUGGGACCCGGUGCAGGCCGUCAUCGACAGGUACAUGGUGCGCUACACGUCCGCCGAUGGAGACACCGGGGAGGUGCCGGUGGGGAAGGAGCAGAGCAGCGCCGUGCUGACGGGCCUGAGGCCGGGCGUGGAGUACACGGUCCAGGUGUGGGCCCAGAAGGGGGCCCGGGAGAGCAAGAAGGCGGACACCAUGGCCCCGACAGACAUUGACAGCCCCCAAAACCUGGUGACCGACCGGGUGACAGAGAACACGGCCACCGUCUCCUGGGACCCGGUGCAGGCCGUCAUCGACAGGUACAUGGUGUGCUACACGUCCGCCGAUGGAGACACCGGGGAGGUGCCGGUGGGGAAGGAGCAGAGCAGCACCGUGCUGACGGGCCUGAGGCCGGGCGUGGAGUACACGGUCCAGGUGUGGGCCCAGAAGGGGGCCCGGGAGAGCAAGAAGGCGGACACCACGGCCCCCACAGACAUUGACAGCCCCCAAAACCUGGUGACCGACCGGGUGACAGAGAACACGGCCACCGUCUCCUGGGACCCGGUGCAGGCCGUCAUCGACAGGUACAUGGUGCGCUACACGUCCGCCGAUGGAGACACCGGGGAGGUGCCGGUGGGGAAGGAGCAGAGCAGCACCGUGCUGACGGGCCUGAGGCCGGGCGUGGAGUACACGGUCCAGGUGUGGGCCCAGAAGGGGGCCCGGGAGAGCAAGAAGGCGGACACCAUGGCCCUGACAGACAUCGACCCUCCCAAAAACCUUCGUUCAUCUGCCGUUACACAGUCCGGGGGGGUGUUGACCUGGACGCCCCCCUCUGCUCAGAUCGAUGGCUACAUUCUGACCUACCAACUCCCAGAUGGCACCGUUAAGGAGGUACAGCUUGGAAGAGGGAACGAGAGACUUGAGUUGCAAGGCCUUGAGCAGGGCAUCGCCUACCCAGUCUCCUUGGUUGCCUUUAAGGGUGAUCGCCGGAGCAGGAGUGUAUCUACCACCCUUUCCACAGUUGGUGCCCGUUUUCCACAUCCUUCCGACUGCAGUCAAGUUCAGCAGAACAGCAAUGUCGCCAGCGGUCUAUAUACCAUCUACCUGCAUGGUGAUGCCAGCCGGCCCCUGCAGGUGUACUGUGAUAUGGACACGGACGGAGGUGGCUGGAUUGUCUUCCAAAGGCGCAACACUGGACAGCUGGAUUUCUUCAAGCGUUGGCGGACCUACGUGGAAGGCUUUGGGGACCCCAUGAAGGAGUUCUGGCUUGGACUCGACCAGCUGCACAACCUCACCACUGGCACUGCCACCCGGUAUGAGGUGAGAGUGGACCUACAGACAGCCAACGAGUCCGCCUAUGCCGUGUAUGAUUUCUUCCAGGUGGCCUCCAGCAAGGAGCGGUACAAGCUCUCAGUUGGGAAAUACAGAGGCACGGCCGGGGAUGCUCUUACUUACCACAACGGAUGGAAGUUUACAACUUUUGACAGAGACAACGAUAUUGCCCUCAGCAACUGUGCCCUGACACAUCAUGGUGGCUGGUGGUAUAAGAACUGCCACUUGGCCAACCCCAACGGCAGAUACGGGGAGACCAAACACAGUGAGGGGGUGAACUGGGAGCCAUGGAAAGGACAUGAAUUCUCCAUUCCUUAUGUGGAGUUGAAAAUCCGCCCUCAUGGCUACAGUGGAGAGCACGUCCUGGACAGAAAGAAGCGGACACUAGGAGAAAAUUCGAGAAUGUUCUGAUGGCCUAUUUGAACAGUCAUCACACGAGACAAGACCAGCCCAGGGUUGGGGCUAUGUAGGCUUGGGGCAAGGUGGGUAGUGGUGACUGGUUAAUGGAAGUUUGAGAGAUACUCCUGGCCUCUGGUUUCUGAGAUGGCUGGGUAACCUCCAGGACAAAGUGUGUGACCAAACUUCAGACCACACAGGUCUCUGUCACCUGCAUUUCUGCCCAUCUGUAUUGGGGACCUGCAAAUCAACACAAUAGUAUAUAUGAGAAAGAACACCGGACUGCAAGUUCGUCAGUCUGUCUUCAGUAGCAAAUAUAUGGGAUUGGGGAGUAGGGGGAAGGGAAAAGAAUCAUCUAGCACUUCACCAGUUGGUGUGUGUGUGUGUGUGUGUGUGUGUGUGUGUGUGUGUAUCUUUUCUCUAGAAAGCUGUACCAAGGAGGGGUUCUAUUUGAUGACCAAGGGGCUUAACGUAGUCUGAUGCUUGUUACCUCCCAUGACCACUGGGAUUUGAGGAAAAAGGUAUAAAUCUUCACCUGUUUAAAAAAUGCUAGAUCAGGAGAAAGAACAAAGGGACCAAGACUGAUUCACAUCGAGCUAAGUUGUGACCAGUAUCCAGCAGGCUGGGAACCAAGCUUCCGUGUUACCCCCCUUUUCAAGUUCCCCCUUCCCACAUAUUUGCAUAAUCACUUUCAGAGAUCUGCAUAUGUUGUGAAUAAAUUCUCACUCGUUUCAGCUUU